CUUUCACUGUUGUAGCGCGGAGAGAGGAGGAGCCGCAACCGGUGCAUCGCAUAUCGACUCCAGCGGAUAAUCUGAGGCUGUCCCACACCAUGAAACAAAAAGGAUGUUGCCCUUUACAGCUCCCUUCGUACUGAUCAAAUGGUACAGAGGUUUCGUCCAAUGGGUCUUCAUUUGAACACCGUGGACCGAGCAUUAAAUGAAAGCAUUUGGAAUUAGCAGCAGGAUAUCUUACACCGGGCGAAUAGUGUUUUCCAGAGAGCAGUUUGUUGGCUGGCCCGUGUGGAUUUGACGUCUGUGUGCUGCUGGAUGUUUAGGGGAAAUAAGGUUGCCGUCGUUGUCCUAGAAGAUGGACAGCUUAAACGAACUGGAGAAGUAUACGAAGUGUGACAUCACACAGGAGAGCAUACUACUCUGAAUUUGGUUGCUCCAGUGUUGCAGCUUUCUUCAAGCUGCCCAGCGUCAAAUCUGCCUUAAAAUGGAUGCUCUGUUGAAUCCCGAGCUCAGGGAGGAUGUAAAAGAUUGUUCGAUCAAGGUUGAAAACCUCUCGAAGCACGUCAUAUUCAAAGGUCUUGCCCCUAGGGUUGUAUUGACAAACCAUCUCCUGCCCAAAGGAACCAAGUCAAAAGUAAACCUUGAGGAACAGGGCCGACAGAAGAUCUCCUUCAGCUUUACGCAGACUAAGAAGCCACGUCAGAAUGUAUUUUUAGCCCCCCCAAGCCUGGAGAAGAGCGAGCAUUCAUCUCCAGUGCAAGCUGGGACUGUACCCACUUCAGAUCUAGCGGGACACAGUAAGGAAAUCAAAAAUGUGGAUGUCAAUUGUUCUGUUGUUGCCGCAGCAGUGAGGGAGUCCCAGACAACACAUUCUCCAGUAUCCUUUCCACUCAAAUCAAAACAGGAUCUUGGAAAGAUCCAUUUUAAGAAACAGAUUAUCAGCAUUACUGUUGCAGAGGGUAACUCCAAUGUCAGCACUGCCCCAGGUGAGAUUUCAAAGCCUGUAGUUCCAUCAAGCUCAGUCAGAACUAGAUCUUCAUCCAAGGUUGAAACUGAAACCUUAUUGCGACAGUCACACAAGAACUCUGUCAUUGAUAGUUCCUCUGAAAAAGCUAUUUUCAAAGAGGGAAACCCUCAGGAGAAAUCAGAUUCAUGCCUUAAGGACGUUGUUUCUUCCCAUAUUGGGAAGGGAGAUACCGAUUCUUCCAUCAUUUCUGAGCAUGAAGACAACAGAAAAUCCCAGUCCCGAUCAGACAGCACUCUUCCAGGUUCAGAGUCUAAAGGAAAGACUUCUAGCCGAAGGUCUAGUGACAGGAAAAAUACAGCAAAAUCUGAAGGUCAGAGUAAUGAAACGAAAAGGUCCUCUAAUUCCAAAACUGAGGAAUGUGAAAAAUCAAGGUCUGACCGAAAGGAAGAUGAAAAGGGUUCGAGUCGUUCCAAGUCUGAGCGUGAGUCCAGGCACAUGUCUACAAGAUCAUCUCGUUCUGAAAGAGACAGGAGGAGGACCAAAAGUCGGUCGCGGUCUAGAUCCCGAAGCUGUCGAACUAGUUCUUAUUCCAGGUCUGAGAGGUCAAGGAGCGAUAGACAGUUAAGGUCAGAUAGGUCACAUUAUCAUGAUUCUGAUAGAAGGUUUCAUCGAAGUUCUCCUCACCGUGAAAGGAGAAACUCACGUUCUCGAGGCGAUGGCAGGUCUCGUGACAGCUCCGACUCAGAAGAGGACCACAGGCGGAUGAGGACUCGAGGUAGCGACUCAAGCCGAUCAUCCAAUUACUCUAGCUCACAAAAAGACUCUAAAUCAAUUGCGCACUCCAGAUCCCAUAGGGACACAAAAACAACAGAUUGUUCUCGAUCAACAGAGUCAGACAAAAGAAGUCAUUCAAAAUCAGAACGAUCUCAUGGAAAAAGUGGUGACUCUGAAUCCAACAAAAAGAGCUCUCUGGAAGCAGUGGGUGUUCACAGAACAUCUAGCACCCAGUCAAAAUCAGAGAUCAAUACUAAAACCUCAGAUUCCAACCCAGCUACCUCAUCAAGAACAUCAGAAAAGAAGGUCCAGAAAAACAGUGGCAGCUCUGACUCUGAUGAAGAGCAUAGAAAAAAAUCUCAGUCACAAGGGUCAGACAAGUCUUCUGGUUCCGGUAGUUCAUCAUACAAAAAAACAGAUCACAAGACUUUAAAUAAUGGAACAGACAGACAAUCAACUGACAGGUUAAUUAAAAAUAUGAAGCAGUCACAUUUAGGAUCCAGUCAAAUUAUUCCGCAGAGGGAAUGCAAAGUUUAUGUUGAACCUCUGUGUGAUUACUUGGCUCAGUCUAAAUCUAAAAGUUCUCAAGAAACGCAUGAAGCUACGCACAUAACAACAAAUCAACAAGUUGAGCAUCAAUGUCCAAACCAAGAUCUUAGUAACCUGGAACAUUGCACAGAUGAGAAGCAAAAGACAACGGAGAUAUUGAAAGAAUCAAAUUCUAGUAGUCUCAAAGUUGAAAGUUGCACUCUGAUUGACAAAACUGAAAUAAAGGAUGAGACUCCAGUCCAAAGUGAAUCUCUGACUGAUGAAACGACUGAGACGGUUCUUGUGGUCCACACUCCAGACCAGGAUCCAGUAGGAUCACUGGCAGACUCUCUUUCUGUGAAAGAAUCACCACCUGGAGAAUGUUUGAAAUUGAACACUAAAUUGGAUGGCUCAUCAUUAAUUGUUAGUAACCUUAGUGUGCCUGUCACACAAAGUGCUGAAUCUUGUGAAACCGAUUCUAAGGAGCUUAGUUUAAUAUCUGAACAACCUAAUAGUGGGACUGUGAAAAAAGAUAAUAGUGCUAGAAAAUCAAGAUGGGACAUUGUUGGCCAAAACACUUUAGAAUCUCAAAGCCCUGUGAAGAUGUUAAAUCCAGAUAUUGUCACCUCUGUGAAGGUCAUUUCAGUGAUGAAAAUUGAGUUGAAAAAUGAGACUAACCCUGAUGGAUCUGAAGUACAUUCUGACAAAUCUGUGGAAGGGCUAAGAGAUGUCACUUCUCUUGAAUCUUUGGAAAAACCAAGUACUCCGUUGCCUGACCAUGAUACCCAUCAAACGUGUGAUGAACCUGUUGUAAAUCUGUCUUGUGAAAUUCCUGAAUCAGAAAGUGCCCCUCUUGAUCUUCAUCCUAAUUUAACAAAUUCUGAAACAGUCAGUGUAGACAAACCAGUGACUGAAGCAGAAGACCCUGAUUCUUUAAACCAUGAUGCUAAAAGUCACAGCGAUGACAGUGAGAGCGAAGAUUCCGACUCCGAUUCAGACGAUGGACAGGUCUCUUUGAAACGACUACACUCUGUGGUGGUUGUGCCAAAAAAUUCAACCAUUGCUUUAGAGGCUAAAGAUUUGAGUGAGCCUUCUGGGUCUUCUGUAUUUCCUGACCAGCAGCAAACACCUGAUGCAGUUGAAGCCUUGAACAGGGAACCUGGUUAUAGAUUUAAUUCUCAGUCAAACCUUGAGGAACCAUCGACUCCACACUUUAAGGCCAGUGCACAAAGGGCCGAUGAUAAAUGUCAAUCUACUUCUCCUGGUGUGUCUUACCAAUCGCAGAGCAACAUGGUUGACAGCACCAGCCAUUCAGAAGCCACCCAUCACGUUGACACAAAUUGGAGUGCCCAAGAACGACAUGGUGUCUAUUCCCAGAUCAACCAAGCCUCUGUUCAGAACUUUGACAAGACUUGUAGACGACCUGAAUCGGGUCAUCAUCAGUACCAUGAUCGACCAGAUAGUUGGAAUGGAAGAAGGGGAGGAAGACAACAGUAUGAUGAUUCAGACUUUAGUGAUGGGAAGAGUUGUAGUUUGGCCUGGGAUUUCCACCAGUCAGAGCAGCCCAGCAGCACAUUUCAGCAACCUGACAGCAGUCAUGGUAACGAACGUCUGCCACAGCCAGGAACUGCUGUCUUUGAGGGUGGUAACAAACAAGGUCCGUGGGCUCAGCCUACUAUCUCAAAAACCAGCAAAUCAGUCAACACACAUGUGCCUUCCCAGUAUCAUGAUUUAGUCAACCAGAUUCAUCCAGACUCCCUGACCAAUGACCAUGAUGAGGACUGCGAGGGAAGAGUAAUGGGGAUUAAGAGAGGAUCCGUCCCAGAUGCUGAACAUCCAGGGUUUUCCCCAUUUGUUCAAGCCAAUGAGAUAAGUAGCAACUGCAGCUUUACCACAGAGGGUCAACACAUCUUGGAAGCUCCUAGAGAGGACAACCAAAAGCCUCAUAGAGGAAGGGGUCCACCCAAGAAGAGACGUCAGGACUUUGAAUCAGAAUCAGAUAAUGAGGCAGAUCCUGGGCUGGCCAGUAAACGGGAAUGUUUUGAUGAGGGUUCAAGGAGUGCCAAAGAUGGCAAGGAAUCAUCUGACCAAAUUCAGGAGGUACGUCGCCCACUGCUUCGUCUAAAAAAUUUUCGAGAUCCAGCUGAGUGGAAGGAUAAAGCAAAGCAGAAGAAAAUGCCUCCUUACUUUGACCUUAUUGAGGAGAAUUUGUAUCUGACAGAACGCAAGAAAAACAAAUCUCAUCGUGACAUUAAAAGAAUGCAGUGCGAAUGUGCUGUCCUGUCAAGAGAAGAGCGAGCCCAAGGGAUCAUGGCGUGUGGAGAAGACUGUCUUAAUCGCCUGCUAAUGAUUGAGUGUUCCUCCCGGUGUUUAAAUGGAGCGUACUGCUCCAAUCGCCGCUUCCAGUUGAAACAGCAUGCAGACUUUGAGGUCAUUUUGACCGAGAGCAAAGGCUGGGGUUUAAGAGCCGCCAAAGACCUGCCAGCGAACACCUUUGUUUUAGAAUACUGUGGGGAAGUUUUGGACCACCGGGAAUUUAAGGCACGGGUGAAGGAGUAUGCCCGAAACAAGAACAUUCACUAUUAUUUUAUGGCUUUGAAGAACAAUGAGAUCAUUGAUGCUACACUAAAAGGAAACUGCUCCCGUUUCAUGAAUCACAGCUGCGAACCCAACUGUGAAACUCAGAAGUGGACUGUGAAUGGUCAGCUCAGAGUUGGCUUUUUUACCACCAAAACUGUGACAGCUGGGACAGAGCUCACGUUUGAUUAUCAGUUCCAGAGAUACGGGAAAGAGGCUCAGAAGUGUUUCUGUGGAGCUCCCAGCUGUCGAGGAUUAAUUGGGGGAGAGACUCGAGUCAGUGUCCGGGCAGCAGGUGGAAAGAAACAGAAAGAACGGCCACGGAAGAAAGAAACUGAUAGUGCCCUUACCACGUUGGAUGAAGAGCUGGAGGCUUUGCAGGAGAAUGGGGAAGGCUUAUGCGGGGAGAAGGAUGUGAUCUCGCUCUGCAGGCUCAUGGUACGAGUGGAGACAAUGGAGCAACGACUUACCUGCCUCAAACUCAUCAGGAAUACCCAGAAUCCAUUGUGCCUGAAGCAGUUUUUGGAUCACCAUGGACUCUCUCUGCUGUGGAUAUUUAUGGUUGAACUAUCAGAGGCCAAGACCAACUCUGUGAACAACAUCAAACUACAGUUUGAGAUAAUGAAGGCACUGGCAGUGCUACCCAUCUCCACAAAGAACAUGCUGGAGGAGAGCCGUGUGCUGCAGUUCAUCCAGCGCUGGGCACAGAAUCGUCCACUUGGUCAACCUGCAGAACAAGAUGGCUACUCUAGUGAGAGCACCUCACGUGCCCAGACGCCCCUCAACACCCCUGAUGGUCCACCAGCCAAGCUGAUCACCGAACUGGAUGGAGACACUCCCAAGCGAGCAGUCUAUCGUAGGUUAAAGAUCAUCAGCGAGAACAGCCUGGACAGUGCACACUCAGAUGCUAGUAAAGCUUCAGAUGGCAAAGAGGAGGAUGAUGAUGAGGAAGAAGAAAUGGAGGACGAGGCUUCACAGUUGGAAGCCACAAUUGAAACAUCAGUCAAAAUAGUAGAAAGAGUUGAGGAGGCUCCUGCUGAGGGUCAGGCUGAGGUUGAGCCCGUGUUGAAACAGGAAACCUCUGACACUGAGGAGAUUACGCUAUCAAAGUUUGAAGAUAUAAGCAAAAGAGAGCCCAUCAAAGGGCAAGAACCUGAGAAGGCCAAGAACGUGCAAGAAUCUGAGGAGGCCAUGAAUGCGCAAGAACCCAAUGAGGCCAUGAAUGCGCAAGAACCCGAGGAGGCCAGGAAUGUGCAAGAACCCGAGGAGGCCAUGAAAGAGCAAGAUCCCAAGGAGGCCAUGAAAGAGCAGGAUCCCAAGGAGGCCAUGAAAGAGCAAGAACCCGAGGAGGCCAUGAAAGAGCAAGAACCUGAGGAGGCCAUCAAAGUGCAAGAACCUGAGGACGCCAUCAAAGAGCAAGAACCUCCAUCGCAAGAACCUGAGGAGGUCAUCAAAGUGCAAGAACCUCCCUCACAAGACCCUGAGGAGGCCAUCCAAGCGCAAGACCCUGAGGAGGCCAUCCAAGCGCAAGACCCUGAGGAGGCCAUCCAAGCGCAAGACCCUGAGGAGGCCAUCCAAGCGCAAGACCCUGAAGCGGCCAUCCAAGCGCAAGACCCUGAAGCGGCCAUCCAAGCGCAAGACCCUGAAGCGGCCAUCCAAGCGCAAGACCCUGAAGCGGCCAUCCAAGCGCAAGACCCUGAAGCGGCCAUCCAAGCGCAAGACCCUGAAGCGGCCAUCCAAGCGCAAGACCCUGAAGCGGCCAUCCAAGCGCAAGACCCUGCAGAGGCCAUCCAAGCGCUAGACCCUGAGGAGGCCAUCCAAGCGCUAGACCCUGAGGAGGCCAUCCAAGCGCUAGACCCUGAGGAGGCCAUCCAAGCGCUAGACCCUGAGGAGGCCAUCCAAGCACAAGACCCUGAAGAGACCAUCCAGGCUCAAGACCCUCAAGAGACCAUCAAAGCGCAAGAACCUGAAGAAACCAUCAAAGCGCAAGAACUUGAAGAAACCAUCAAAGCACAAGAACCUGAAAAGACACUUCCCUGUAAAAACGAAGACCAACAGACCAACGAAGAAAAUAAAUUGUCUAAUGAAGAGAAGCUGGUAGAGGAGACCAAGAGUGAGGAGCUAUCUAUGAAUUCAGCAGAAGAUCAACUUGCACUCAUGGACAUCACAGCUGCAGAGAUCAAUGGGAACAAAAUCGUAGUUGCUGAUGUGGAAACUCCCACUGUUGAAGAACAGGUGGAGAAAUCAUCUGAACAGUGCAGCUCAGAAAGCAACACAAGUUGUAGCAUUGUGGAGAUUGCACCCACACAGCCCUCAGAAGUCUUGACAAGCAUUUCUGAAGCCAAAGCUGAUGCCAUAGAAGGCACACCUGCAGAAUCUCCAUCCGUCUCCAUGGAGACCACUCCACCUGGUUCCUGUACCGUUUCUUCAGCAAAUGCAUCAUCCGAGCCUGUCUUACCCGCUGGUUCUGCAGAUACUUCGGCCGUUGGUGCUGUGCUCGUUCCAGCAGAGGGUGCUGCAGUAGGAACUCCCUCACAAGAUGAGGAUGUUUCUGAUGUAGAAAGUGAACGCAGUCAGGAGCCGCAAGUGCGAGCUUGUGAUAUCAGUGACAUGGCUGCCCGUCUGCUGGACAGCUGGAAAGACUUGAAGGAGGUUUACAGGAUACCAAAGAAGAGCCAGGUUGAGAAAGAGUCAAAUGAUCGCAGUCGUGAUCGGGAAUUGCUGAUGACCCCUCGCACACCCUCGAGCAGUCGGGAGAGAGAACGAGAACGAGACAAGGAUAGAGAUCGAGACCGGGAACGGGAGAGAGAAUGGGAGCGUGAACGGGACUGGGAUCGGGACAGGGAUCGAGAUAGGGAUCGUGACCGUGACCGGGAUGUUGAAAGAUCAACCCUUCGCAGCGCAGACAGGAAACGACGACGAGGUUCCACCUCCCCUCUGCCACCUUCAGCCUAUGAGAGAAGCCGCAGAAAUGAUGACCGUUAUGAGCAGACCAACAGCAGCAAGAAGAAACUGCUCACCAAAGAGUCUCGUAACAAGCUGUCCACGGAGGAACGACGGAAACUCUUCGAGCAGGAAGUGGCUCAGCGUGAGGCCCAGAAACAACAACAACAACAGCAGCAGCAACAGCAGCAACAACUGCAAACACUCGCAUUCAACCCGCUGGCCUACGCCUCCAGCCCAAGCUUUAUGGGCUACCCACCUGGAUACCCUAUUCAGACAUAUGUAGACCCCACUAAUCCCAAUGCAGGAAAAGUUCUCUUACCCACACCUCCCGUAGAUCCUAUCUGUGUCACAGCAGCUGCUGCCGGCACUGCCGUUACCUUUGAACAAACGCCUUCUCAGCCGAUCAUAUCAGAACUUGGUCUGGCUUCACCUUCUUCCACCAUUACCCAGGCUGUACCGGCUUCCACCUUGACGCAUAUCCCUGCCUCUUUGGAGCUGUCAUCCGCCACACCGACUCAGCAGUUUGUCCAGCCUGCUGUGCCAGCGCAGGACCCAAGUGUGGCUGUCCUGACGGUUCCUGCGCAAACAGCCAACCAGCAGGUCCAGAGUCAGCAGGGCUACACCACGCUCUGGGACCCCAACACACAGCAGGCGGUCACAGUGCAGACGCAACCGACCCAGCAGUAUUCCACCACAGCUCAGCCACAGACAGCUAUCUACUAUCAGGGUCAGCCCUGCCCGACCAUCUAUAGCAUUCCUACAGGAUAUCCACAGACCAGCACUCCUGUUAUACAGACAUACUCUGAGCCAGCCGCCAGCUACUUGCACGGACAGCAGGUGUACACAGGGCAUCCGCAGGGUGUGGUCGUGCAGCAGGGAGGCACUGUCACCACAAUUGUCACAUCUCAGACUGUUCAACAGGAAAUGAUCGUACCCAACAGCAUUAUUGACCUGCCGCCCCCCUCCCCACCUAAGCCAAAAACCAUCAUUCUGCCGCCCAGCUGGAAGGUGGCGCGAGACCCGGAGGGCCGAAUCUAUUACUACCACAUCAUUACCAGGCAAACACAGUGGGAUCCACCCAGCUGGGAUGGGACUACAGAAGAGGCCAAUCUAGAACACGAGGCUGAAAUGGACCUUGGGACGCCCACAUACGAUGAAAAUCCUUCAAAGUUCUCGACGAAGACGGCCGAGGCCGACACGUCCAGCGAGCUGGCCAAAAAAAGCAAAGAAGUCUUCCGCAAGGAGAUGUCACAGUUCAUUGUGCAAUGCCUUAAUCCAUAUCGCAAGCCAGACUGCAAGCUGGGCCGCAUCAGUAACACGGAGGACUUCAAACAUCUUGCUAGGAAGCUGACUCACGGGGUGAUGAACAAGGAACUGAAAUCUUGCAAGAACCCCGAAGAUCUGGAAUGCAAUGAGAAUGUCAAACACAAGACCAAGGAAUACAUCAAGAAGUACAUGCAGAAGUUUGGCUCCGUGUACCGGCCCAAGGAAGACACGGAGCUGGACUAAUGUCCCGAAGCAAAUCCAGGAACCUCCUUGCAGUCGCCGGCUCUGAGCAGCUGGCCCGAACAGUUUUCGAAACAUCAGACAGGACGGCACCAGAGCGAGUCCUGUUGUUUUUUCCAUUGUCUUUCUGAACACGUCCUAGAUGCUGCUCUGGCGCGAGCUGUCCCGCACGGAGACGGAUUUACAACGAGACGUGCCUCGAAGGAAACGGCCGCGGUAUGAAAUGCAGAGGACACACACAUCAAGGGUGCUACUAGACAAACUUUGUCACAGAUUUCAUGAUAUUUUUAGUCUUCUUAAAAACAUCUCAAAAUGAUCUAUAAGGCAGAUGCACUCGCGUUGUAGAGGAGGAUCAUCUUGAACUCUUCUUCAUGAAGAAACAUUAGAUGGACCAUUUAAAUGCUUUACACCUCUUGCCACCCCACUCUGUUACUGUAGAUUUUAUUUAAGGGCUUUGCUAGUCCAACUCCUUUCUGAUAUCAAUCAAGGCUGAUGAAGAAAACAAAGAAGUUCUGGCUUGGCAGUCACGACACAUGCUAAGGAUUAGUCGCAAAUGUGAGCCAAUGGAUGAGCCUGUAUUCACUUUCUCAACAACCUAUCAUCAUCUGCAUGGACUCACACCCCGCUCAGCAUUGUUUUUACGCUUUUAAGACAUGGAGUUACAUUGAAUGGUGCAGGUCUGUGGUCUAACCCCAUCUGAUCUGGUCUUGUUUCUCCUCAAAGUUAUGUAGCAAGAAGAUUUUAUCGAGGUCUUUCACACUGUUUUUACAUUAACGUUUUUAUAUUCGCAUCGCAAAGGCAAAUGUGAAGCCUUCCGGGCAACUUGUAGCUUGUUUUGGUGUAAGGAUCAGGUUAACUGUCCCAUAAGCUCUACCCAUUAAUCAACUCAUCCCAUAAUCGUUACCAUGCAUUAAAUCUGUUCCCAAUACGUGUAUUAUAUUGCUUUAUAUGUGAAUAUAUUGAGAGCUAGUUUUUGAGACCAUUAGCAGAGACUUUGUAAAAAGACUGUGGGGUUCUACUGUUUCUCAUGUAAAUAUGUGUAAUUAUACCAAACCGGAAUAAUGGGAUUAGAAGGAUGUGCUCCGUCCUCGUAAGUGUGACUCCGAUGAUCCUACAUCAAGCAGAAUUCCACACGCUCCCACUGCUCCGAAUGUUGGGUUGGGUUUUAAUAGUGGGGGUGUCAUUAACUUUUUCCUUGCUGAAAGACUUUGGAUUGUUUUAUAUGGACAUAAAGGAGUCUCACCCCACUCCACUGUAAGUACUGUGCAAGCACAUUGUCAUACUGAGUGUAAAAACAUUUUAAGGUAAAAUAAACUGUUUUCUAA
Molecule: messenger RNA, 10614 nt
Organism: Paramisgurnus dabryanus
Lineage: Eukaryota; Metazoa; Chordata; Actinopteri; Cypriniformes; Cobitidae
Source: RefSeq, a predicted model, not a curated record